This is a messenger RNA of Zootermopsis nevadensis, 799 nucleotides long. RefSeq lists its product as uncharacterized. Gene Ontology annotation, cellular component: chitin-based extracellular matrix. NCBI's taxonomy places the organism in Eukaryota, Metazoa, Arthropoda, Insecta, Blattodea, Termopsidae. Gene Ontology annotation, molecular function: structural constituent of chitin-based larval cuticle. The record is from RefSeq and is a predicted model, not a curated record.
CCUGUAUAUAAACAUAGCACUGAUGACCAAGAGGCACUUUACGCUCAACCACCAACAACAUGAAGAUCCUGGUUGUUUUCAGUGCCAUUGUGGCCUGUGCAUUUGCUAAGCCCGGACUCCUCGCUGCAGGAGCCCUUGGUUAUGCUGCUCCUGCCAUAGCUGCUCCUGUGGCUUAUGCAGCUCCUGUGGGUUAUGCAGCUCCUGUGGCUUAUGCCGCUCCUGCCACCGUAUCUGUCCGCACCCAGUACCAUGCCCAGGAUGUGCUCGGACAGGCCAGCUAUGGACACGCUGAGCCCCUCCAGACUCACAAUGCCAUUCAGGACGCAGCUGGUAACAAGAUUGGCAGCUUCAGCUACGUAAGUCCCGAAGGCCAAGUCUUAAGGACUGACUAUGUUGCUGAUGCUCUGGGAUACCGCGUGGCCAGCAAUGCACUGCCUGUUGGACCCUCCUUGUCUGUUGCUACCCACGGUGCCAUCGUUCAUCGUGCCAGGCGUCAGAUCCUUGGCCACACCCCCGCUGCCACCACCCCGCUGGUUGCCCCAGUAGCCUAUGCUGCCCCCCUUUCAUAUCAUACGGCAGCUGUCCGACCUGGCAUCUUGACCAACGUAGUCAACACACCAGGACAUGCUGUGUCCUACCGCAUUGACUAGACUGUACUGUACCUCAUCCUUUGGCCCAUCAGAUUCUGAACACUGGCUAUGACUGAACUUGUGUGUAAUUGGUGUGUGGGUGGAUGAUGAGUGUUUUGUGUGCAUACAAUGUGUCUAAUUUUAUUUAGAAAUAAACACUUAAAAACUCA